GCCGCCAAAAAACAAAUAUGUUCGGCUGGUUCCGUGACUACUGGCGCAUCGUGGUCCCGCCCAAGGCGCCGUCCGAAGUCGACGCCGAGCGCUGGCUGCUGGUGUGCCCUUUGCCGGGCGAGAGGUACGGGUCGUGCCAGUGCCGACCGUUCUUCCGGUACUUUAUCUUGCUCGCCGCGAUCGCGUCGCAGUUUGUCUGCGGCGUGCUCUUUGCGCUCAGCACCGUCUCCAAGCCAUUCGAUUUCGAUGCCUUUGGCGGCCACGACCAAGGCCGCAACAUGGCGCUUGGCAUCCUCUCGGGCAUCUGCGUCGCGCUCACGACCGCGUUCGUCGGCCCAGCUUCCGAGCGCAACGGCCCGCGCUGGAGCACACUCCUCGGCGCCGGCUUUGUUGCCCUUGGCCUCCUCUUGGUCCAACUUGCCCUUUGGACGCUGACAUGGUCGCCGCUCGUGCUCGGGAGCGUCUCGCUCGGCCUCGCUUUCGGCUACCUCAUGGUGAGCUCGAUCUCGACGGUGCAAAAGUGGUACCCAGAUGCGCGCGGGUUCGCCAUGGGCGCGUCCAUGGCGGGCUUUGGUGCCGGCCAAAUCGCGUGGAACGAGCUCUCUGCAUACGCCGACGACCACAUGGACGACAGCGUGGCCUCUAAGAAUGUGUUUUUGCUGACGCUGGUGGUCCUAUCGCCGCUCCUCGGCUACUGCGUGCUUGCGAUGCGGACACCACCGGCGACCUUCCGCGUCAACGGCCACGACAUGCACGGGAUCCCGUCCGACGCGGUGCUCAGCGCCGAGCGCAUCCAAGGCGACUACCUCGACUUUGGCAUGACGCUUGUCAACUACACGGCGGUGACCAAGCCGCGCGCCGACGCCGCCGCGCCGGGUACCGAGCGCGCCUACUACGAGCACGUGCGGGGUCUCACGCUCGUGCAGUGCAUCUUCUCGACCGACUUUGUGUGCCUCGUGCUGGCGUUUGCUGCCAACACGACCAUGGCGCUGCUGUACGUGGAGAUUGCGACGCCGAGCCUCGACGGUCUCUUGACAUCGUGGUACAACGUUUCGCUCGACGAAGCCAACGCGUUCAUUCUGCAUGCGGACGCGGUUGGUCUCGCCGGCCGCUUCUUUUGCCCGAUCCUCUCGGACGUUCUAUUGCGUGCGCUGUACUUGAACCCGGCGUACGCGCGGAAGCUCAUGAUGCUACUGCUGCUGCUCGUACCGGCGAUCGCGCUGCCGCUCCUGCACAGUGAGCUCGACGACUUUGGCCAGCUGAAAACGCUCAUUUUCAUUGUCAAGGUCUGCUCGGGCGGCGGGUUUGCGGUCAUUGGCUGCUUCCUCACGGAUCUCUAUGGCGUCUACAACAUGGGUACGAUGUACGGCCUCAUUCUCAUGAGCUGGUCCCUCGGCAUGGUCAUCGUCGGCCUCGUGUUCUCGGGUCUCAAGCGCGACUUUGUCGAUCAAGUCCGGCUCAUGUGGAUCCUCUCGCUCGCGGGGUUUGUCUUUAUGGCGCUCGUGCGCACCGACAAUAUGGACCGGUUCUACCACGGGUACCAGUACUCGAUUUGUGGCAAGAUCAUCAUCCAGCGGCCGUACAAGAAGUCGAAAAAUGUGCGGCAGAGCGUCGCGUCGAUCGCGCGGUCGACACCGACGCCGGUCGGAGGCAUCGCACCCCCCGAGGUCCCGCGCACCCGCUACGAAGAGCCCUUCUUCCUCGUGAGCUCCGAUUCCGAGACGAGCUACGUCGUCUAAGUUAUUUACCAUACUAUAGUCCUUUCACACAG
Molecule: messenger RNA, 1771 nt
Organism: Saprolegnia diclina VS20
Lineage: Eukaryota; Oomycota; Saprolegniomycetes; Saprolegniales; Saprolegniaceae
Exons: 1
Coding region: 18-1739 (573 amino acids)
Biological process (GO): transmembrane transport
Molecular function (GO): transmembrane transporter activity
Source: RefSeq, a predicted model, not a curated record